This is a messenger RNA of Knipowitschia caucasica, 2727 nucleotides long. The record is from the annotation of a GenBank genome assembly. Lineage: Eukaryota; Metazoa; Chordata; Actinopteri; Gobiiformes; Gobiidae.
AUGUGCCAGAACUGUCCCGUUGCCCCCAGGCCAGUGGGCCAGCCCCAAACAUCCAUAGCUGCAUGUAAACUGCCCAUCGUUACGGGCGACUCACUAGUGGCCUGGACCAUGAGCAAUGAGUCUAUUGUCUGGAACAUUCUACCAGAUAACUCCACUGUCACAGUUGAGGCGGAGGAGCGAAGAAACGCUUACGUGGUGCUCCUGGUGAUACUGUCCAUUUUUCUGGUGGGAAGUCUCACCGUUACUUCUGUCGUCCUCAUCUUCUGCCGGCGUUGUUAUCAUGGAGGCAAAUGCUGCAACCGGGACAGCGACGAUCCGGAAAAAACCACCACCACCUACAUGGAAGAGUCGCACCCCACCCACGAAAUCACCAUCAGGGUGGAUGAGUCAGACUGUCUGUCCAUGGCAAGUUCACAUGAUCAGGAGACCGAGCGUUUCCUGUCCACGGGCACCACCGGCCGGCGAGUGUCGUUCAAUGAAGCUGCACUGUUUGACCACAGCAAGAAAGCUCAGGAAAAGGGGCGCAGGUACACUCUGACAGAGGGCGACUUCCAUCACCUGAAGAACGCUAGGCUCACAAACCUCAGCAUCCCGGCUCCAGCACUGAAGAUUGUAACUAUCCACGAGUGUGACUCUGCCGAAAACACCAUCACUAUGACAACACGACCGCCCACCAAAUCUGCACUCUCCAUCUUCCAGCCCAUGUUGUGUCCCUUACCACAGACCCCUCUGACCAGUCUGAGCCCCAGUGGUGCCCUGCCUGGAGACGCUCUCAACUCUGUGGUGGACACCAACUUCAAUCAGAAGGAAAAAGAUCUUACUUCGAUUGAGAUGAUGACAGCAGGGGCCCAGAGCAGAGGUAGCAGUGCUCGUGUGAGUGAAGGACCUCAUGGGGGUACCAGCACCCCUCCUGUUAUCAGUGGAGCGGGGGGCCAGGGACCCAUGCUCCAGUUCUUCACAAAACUGAGACGUCAUGCCAGCCUGGAGGGAGCCAGUCCAUACUUGAAGAUCAAAAAGUGGAAGCUGGACAGCAGCCAGAGAGCCUCGAGUCUGGACACAAGAGGUUCACCAAAGAGGAGGCACUUCCAGCGGCAGAGAGCAGCCAGUGAGAGCAUGGACCAAGAUGACAAUGAUACACACCGCAUAGACCUUAUUCAGUACAUCGCCCGCACCCGCGACGCCUCCUACAGGCCAAGCCAGACCAGCACCCGCCAACUCUCUCCUCCCUCCACUCCUCCCCCCUCCCUCGGCAGGGUAGAGGUGGAGGUCAUGGUAGAACCAAGCUCCAGACAUGAAGGACCAGGGGUGAUUGGCCUGUCUCCUGAUCCCCAAGAUGAAGCAGUGUCCCUGGGGAUGAGGGAAACACCCGACUCCUUAGACACGGCUGAUUCCCAGGACCCACAGACACUUUACAGAGACAUCUGGACGCUACGCGCCACGCUGGAGCAGUACGCAAUCUCCGACCAAAGCGGCAACAACGACAGGAAUUCUGUCUGCAGUGAUGUCGACAGUGUGUGCUCACUUGGAGGACGCACUGAGGCUGAGAGAGGGGAGCUGCCCAGCUACCCAUCCCAGGACCUAGGAGACGAGGCAGAGGGUGAUGAUGAGGAGAAAGAGUUUACAGUGCACACAGAGGAGAAGAUGGAAAGGAGAGUUGUAAGAAAACAAAAACAGGGGAGCACUGACUCCGAGCGAGGCAGUGAUGGAGAAACAACAACACGUAAACUUCUGCAGAUGGACAGUGGCUACGCCUCGAUAGAGGCUCCUUAUCGGGGGCCAGAGGAGUUCAGACUACUCGGCAACGGGAGCCCCAAUGACAGAACGGCUCAUGAGAAGAGACACCACUUCACCCGCGCAGGGCGCUCUGGCACAAUCGGGGAGAGCUUUGAGUCUCAUCUCUUUGAGGAGGACCGUGAUGACGAGCUGUCAGGUGCCAGAGGUGGAGUAUCCACAGAAACCAGUGCGAGUUCUUUGAGCUGGCAGCCAUACGGUCAAAUGCUUAAUCCUAGAGAAGCAUCUCAGCCUCCAUUCAACCCUCCUCCAGCGUUACAUCGACGAGACUAUAGCAUAGACGAAAAAACAGACGCUCUUUUCCAUGAAUUCCUCCGUCAUGAUCCCCAGUUUGACUUACAGGAGUCACCUCUCAAAAAACAUAGGUCAAGGAUUCACCUCCGCAAGCAGUGGCAACGGCACAAGCAGUGGAGUGAUCCUGGUGUCAGACAUUUACAUUCAUCCUUUGAGAGACAAAGAACUCCUCUGAGACGUGGAGAAAGUGUGAACUACCCCAUUGACACGAGCUACCACAGCACACUGCCUCGAAUAGUGAGCGCACCUGAUGAGGACACCAGCAGCGGGACAGGCAGCGCUCCCGAAACUCCAAAGACUGUCACCACCAGUGCAAAGGAUGAAUCAAAGGGUCAGGAAGCUCCCAUCACCUCUGCAUCUUGUCUACUCUCUCACGCCACAGACUUUGAACCUGGGGAUCUUGAAGAAACCAAACAGUCCUCUGUGCCGCCCGAGCCCCCUGACGAACGGUCCCCUUCUCGGGCCCCGGACUCCUCAGGAUACGGCCCGCAGACCAUAACAGCGGAGCUAACCGAUAAACUCAGCACACACCUGGAUGAAAAACUGUACCUAGGCCUUCGAAGCAGCAGAGAUUCAGCAGCAGAGUGUGUGAGCGUGGCAGUCACAGUCACACACACCUCCCCUGAACACAGCCCAGUGUAG